AUCAAGAUAACAUGAUGAUGAUUAAAAGGAAUCUCAGAGGAAAACAACAAAAAAGGUAGAUGUUAUGUUUUCCUAGCUAGGUCACUAGCGACGUCAAUUAUGUAAUAAAAAAUGUAUUACAUAAUCUAAAAAUGACUUUAUUGGAAUUUUAAAAUACUUUUUUGAGUGAUGGUGUCUGGAAUUGAUGUCUUCUCUUUUUGAAACAUAUUAUUCAGUAGUGUUCUUGGUCUAAAGUGGUGGUGGGUUCAAGCCCCACACUUACCAUGUGAGUCACCCACAUUCCUGCAGCUGGAUGACCUCAUUAAAGGGGAACAAAUGGGUUCCUAAAGGUCAGUCCUUUACGCAACACAGGAGGAAUAACCCCCCAGGACUUAAUUACAUAUUCUUGGGGAGGUACCCCAGACAUAAUACUUCCAUGGUGCCCUGUCAUUAGUCCAAAAAAAUAAACUCUAAAAUAACCAAACCGUCCAGAUGCCUUGAUUCCUUCUUCAAGACGUCACCCGGCCGACAGAAAACCAUCAUCAGCAAAUGUGAUGACUGCAGGCGGCACAGUAUAGUUUUCUGUUACCUAUAUUUUUUUAAAUAAAGUUUAAAGAACAGUGAUAGAAGUUAUUACAAAUUAGUAAAUAUGUUGUUUAUUGCAGAUAAAUGAUAAGGUUUGUUGCAUAAAACUUUUACUUUUUUCACUAAUUUGAAACGUUUUUGUCGCUGCAGAGAAACGAACCCCCCCCCCUUUUUUUUACGAGCUAUUAAAAUUUAAAUGUGAUCACCUUUUACAAAUUACUUUGUAUCAAAUAAACCUGAUUAAACUCUGGUCUUCAUCCUCUGGACAUUACUAAGUCAACCAUAAAAUCGUGAUUUUAUGGUUGACUUAGUAAUGUCUUCUUUUUUUUUAAUCUAUUUUUGGUUAAACCUGAGAUAAAUUACAAAUAAUAGUAACUUGAUAGAAUGGCACACGGGGAGAAAUCCAUCAGCCAAGCAUUUGUGUAGAUGUACCAGCACAGAAAGUGAUGAAUUACUCACCAACUUGAACUCAGAAUUUCGGCCCCAUUAGAACAUCAGCCCACACGGCUGUGCGUAAAAGCGCGCAAAUGGUGCGUUAUUGGUCCCCAGAGCGCACAGUUAGGAGCCUCAAAGAGCCACGGGAAGAAAUUCCGCUCCGUUUUAAUCAUCAUCUGGAGUUUAAGCAUAAACGACAGAAGUUGUAUGAGAACGUGUUGGAAUCGAAAUCCGCGCACCUUUCAGUGAUGGAGAUGGAUAAACUUGGUCUUCUGCUGCUGCUGCUUCUGUCACAUGUUUUCAGCCAAGAAACGGAGCUGGGGCCGUGGAGGAGAGAACCAGAGGAGACGAAAUGGCCAAACUCGGAGGAUCUUCAGCGAGUUUUACUGAGGGUGGCCAGAAAACCCAAACUGUGCCGGUGUUUUACCGGACAGACCGGGAGAAAACCAACCAGUAAAACACAGACAGCAGGAAAACGAAUUGGGCAUACAUUUCACACUUUCGUGGGCCUGAUGGGUAAAAGGGAAAAUGAUCAAGGAGCUUCAAGGGUGCGCUGAAGAUCUGUGAGGCUCCGCCCCUUUCUAAAGUUUCUGAUCAACACUGACAGCUAGUGGCAGAAAACAGAAACAGGCUCAUGGAUUUCACAGACCACCUUCACCCCAGAAUGCCAUCACAGGUUUAUUAAGUGACUUUGUACAUUACAAAUGAAAAAUAAAAUUAAAAAUACAGAUGGAGUAACACAGCCAAAGCAAAAAUGUGUUGUUGACUCUUCCUUUCCACUGAUCCGCGUUUUUCCAAACACUUUCAGAAACUAUUUUUUUCUAAACAUGAAGAUGCUGCCAAGUCUGAGUUUUUUUUUCUCCAAACAUACAAAAGAAGUCAGUACUUCAGCUGGUUUGGUAAAUAUAUUUAUAUAUAUAUAUAAAAAUAAACUAAAGUGAAGUAUAACACUUAUGACAUAAAUGGUGAUCCGAUGCUAGUGGAAAGAGCUAGAAAAACAGAGGAAAGUUUCAGAACAGAAAAAGGAGUAUACAAAAAAAAGGGGGGCGGGGUCGUUUCAGGGUUUCUCUUUAUUGGAUGUGAGGAGGGCGGCAGGAAAACUGAAGGCCUUCUCUCUGACACACCAGCUCACGUUCAAACACUGACGCUGUCGUCUUUCGGUAAACGUUGACAUUGCACCAAAAACUGAUUGUACAAUAGUUUUGUCUCAUCGUGCCCAAAGCCACCCUGUGGGAGGGGGGGGGCAGCAGCAGUAGCUGGAAGGUUGAGGACAGUAUUCAGUUAUAACAGUAACAACAACAAUAAUAAUAAUAACAUCAAGAAUAAUUAAAAUAUAA
Molecule: messenger RNA, 2336 nt
Organism: Oryzias latipes (Japanese medaka)
Lineage: Eukaryota; Metazoa; Chordata; Actinopteri; Beloniformes; Adrianichthyidae
Source: RefSeq, a predicted model, not a curated record